AUGGCGCAUUCAUGCGUCUUCUCUUCUCUCAGAUUUAAUUCCUCCUCCAUUUCUCUCUCUACGCGAAACCCUAGCUCCUCGUUUUCCUCCUCCUUCAAACCCCUCUCUCCCCCCUUCCAACCCUUUUGCGUCAGGAAAUUGAGAAAAUUAAAUCCCCAGAAAUCUUCAGUGAAGGCCGUCUAUGCUCCGGAGUUCCACGCAUCGGAUUAUAGCUCGAGCCAGGGAAUUUGGUCAAUUAGGGAUGAUUUACAAGUUCCUUCGUCGCCAUACUUCCCAGCAUAUAUGCAAGGGGGACAAGGACCACCUCCGAUGGUUCAGGAGCGUUUCAUGAGUGUUAUAAGCCAGCUUUUUCAAUAUAGGAUAAUACGAUGUGGCGGAGCAGUAGAUGAUGACAUGGCCAACAUUAUUGUAGCUCAGUUACUCUAUCUUGAUGCUGUUGAUCCUACCAAGGAUAUAGUCAUGUACGUGAACUCUCCAGGAGGAUCAGUUACUGCUGGUAUGGCCAUAUUUGAUACAAUGAGGCAUAUCCGACCAGAUGUUUCAACUGUAUGUGUUGGACUUGCAGCUAGCAUGGGGGCUUUUCUACUGAGUGCCGGUACUAAAGGAAAGCGGUAUAGCCUUCCCAACUCAAGGAUAAUGAUCCAUCAGCCUCUUGGUGGAGCUCAAGGUGGGCAGACUGACAUAGAUAUUCAGGCAAAUGAAAUGUUGCAUCAUAAAGCAAACUUAAAUGGUUACCUGGCAUAUCACACUGGUCAAAGCUUGGAGAAGAUAAACCAAGACACUGAUCGUGACUUUUUCAUGAGUGCUAAAGAAGCCAAAGAAUAUGGGCUUAUAGACGAUGAUUCCUCUCUUGGUGUCUCGUUGGUGGUCCCAGCUAGAGGUCUAACAGAAGUUAGUGGUUUUGCCAAUUCGAUAAGUAUGGAUAUACGGAAGUGCUCAUCCGGUGAGUGCAGGUUUUCCAAUCCGGACUCUUGUCAAGAGAAUACUGUGGUGGAGAAAUCUGAAUUGUUCCAAAAUCAACAACCAGAUGAUUGUAAGCAGAAUGAUUUCAGCCACACGAUCAUGCCCUUGGAAGUUCAAUCAAAACUUUCUGAACUUGGUAAAUCCCUUAAGGAUGCUGCACUAUCAUUUUCCUCAGCAUCAGCGGAGCUCCUGCACAAUUACGAAAGGUUUCAAAAUAACAAGUGA
Fraxinus pennsylvanica is the source of this 1188-nucleotide messenger RNA. NCBI's taxonomy places the organism in Eukaryota, Viridiplantae, Streptophyta, Magnoliopsida, Lamiales, Oleaceae. The record is from the annotation of a GenBank genome assembly.